AACCGGAGACACACGCACACACACAUGCACGCACACAUACAGAAGGAGGGAGUUUCAUAACUUCGGGAAGUUUUUUGGAGACAUCGAUCAGUGGACUCGUCUUGUUUUUCUGAUGUCAGUGACAGCGGAGGGCUGAUCGUCGCGUGCGUCACUUUUUCACCGGAGUUGACUAAUUGAGAGGGAUCCUUUACCGUUCAGUCAGGCAGCUUGUGAAGCUUUCUUUUUCUGCUCCUGGAAUACACUUGUAUACUCCAUCUGAGAAGUAAGUUUGACACCGUGAUCACCCUGUAAUGUUCCUGCUGGCAGUUUCUUACGGAGCCUGGCCUAUGCAGCCAUGCUGAUGUAUGAUAACCCUCUAAAGGCAGACAUGGAGACGUCAUUCUUCUCUUCGUUAUUGAAAACCCAAGAGCCAUACGGAGUGAUCUUCUCACAUCCCGCCCACAUUUACCACACCUCGCACAUGCACGCCUUCACCCAGUCUCACACCCCCAACAACCCCACACACACCCAGCUGGAGCCCGUGGAUCUGUCAGUCAGCAAGCGUUCCUCCUCCACCUCAUCCUCCUCCUCCCCUCCCUGCUCCUCCGCCUCCUCCCCGGCCUCCUCACGCAGCUCCCCGCCUUCCCCCUAUUGCUCGGCAAGCCGUGCCUCCCCCAGGUGCACCACGCCACACUCCCAGCUGCGCUCCUCCCCUUCCCACACUCUCCCGCCGCACACUGCCUCACUUCCUUACCCUACCAUGGUGGCUCCUCUGAUCAGCUCAGGAUCCGGAGUCAUCCAGGGGUCAGGGGUCAUGGUGUCUCCGGUCAUGGUGCCUCUGUCUGUCCUCUACUCCUCGCCUCUCCACCUGCAUCAGUCGAUAAUGGUGAGCCAACCUGUCGCCAGUGACGACGACCAUCAUCGAAGCAGGGAGCACAAGACAGUUCAUUGUGUCGACGCCCAUGACCAGCACAAGCCAAUCAAAACAGAGCCUCGUUCUGAGUUCGCUCAUGACCUCCAUAGCAGCCAGGAGAUGAAAUCCUCAGUCAUCAGGAUACCACACGAAUACGGGUGUAACAACCCAUCAGUAAUAGUUCAUUCGGGCGCAAAGCAUCCUCUCCCUGCCGAGUCUCCUGACACACUGAAAAAGCGGCGAAUUCAUCGAUGCGACUUCAACGGCUGCAACAAAGUGUACACCAAGAGCUCCCACCUCAAAGCACACCGCAGGACACACACCGGUGAGAAACCCUACAAGUGCAUGUGGGAAGGCUGCACAUGGAAGUUCGCCCGUUCAGACGAGCUGACGAGACACUUCCGCAAGCACACAGGAGUCAAACCAUUCCAGUGCCCCGACUGUGAACGCAGCUUCUCCCGCUCUGACCACCUGGCUUUGCACAAGAAACGCCACCUCCUGGUGUGAAACCCUGUAAAAAUCGGCUGCUUGAAGAAACUCGGUGCUGGUUUCAACGUUGGACUGUACCACUGUGACUUGAGGGGGGAUUUUAAAGAGUUUGUCUUACAUGUUGGACUCUGACAGGGAGCUGGGAAAUGUUCCUCAGGGUGCAAGUUAAGACCCUUUCACCUCAUUAGCCUGAAAAUGUGCUAGUGUCAGCCUAUUAAUCGUAUAACCGUCACACCUUCCUGUUUGCAGAUUUAUCAGCAGCUUAUGUUGAUAUUAUAAGAGAAACCAGACCUCGGAUCAGCUGUGGAAGGUCCAGACACUUAUAAAAAAAGAGGCUGCAGCUUCUCAGCUGGCCUGAGAGCAGCACCCUCUUGUGGCUGCAGAACCAAACCGCAUCAAAACCCACAUCCAGCAUCAAAACCCACAUACAGCGUGCUCAAGCUUAUUUUUACAUCAGCUCUCAUUUCUAUGCAUGCAUUCAAGUAAAUAUUGUAGACUUAAACACACACACACACACACACACACACACACACACACACACACACACACACACACACACACACACGUCAUUUGCUAGCUAGGCUGAUAUAAUGUGAAACUUUCCAGAAUGUAUCAAAUCACACCCACUGUGCACCAUGUCAUACAUACUUCCGCUUUCUUUCAUCAGCGCAGCUACCUGUGACAUAACGCUAAUGCUAACUCCUCCUUCAUGAACCACAACAUUAAAAAACCACCUUAUCUGCCUCUAAAGCUUACAUCAUUAAGUGACUUAAAAAAACCAAACAGGUAGCUAUUGCUUGCUUUCUUUUGUACAUACAUGCACACGUUUAAUGGCACACCGAGCAAGACAACAAGCACUUAAUAAAAGCAGCCAUGGUCUGGUGUGCUUUUUGGUAUUUGGGUUGGAAAAAAGGGGGACUCUGGGUUGUUCAUUGUCGGAGUGAAGUGUUUUUUUUGUUUUCAUUCAGAAAUGUGAAAGUUGCUGCACAGGGCAUUAUUGUGUUAGUGAGGAAAAGACACCGCUCGGUUGGUUUAAGGGUAGAAGCAAUGAAAUGUCUUAUAUCAAGUUUAUGUCUCUAUAUGAACUAUUGUUUGGUUUGUGACGUGACACAAUGGUAGCCUUUUUCUUUUUAUUGUAUGAAAAAUUUAUAUGGGAAAAAUACAAAGUGCAAAGCAGGGAAAUUUGCUCUUUCAUUUUAGUUUUUCAGGAGUUUCAUUCCAGCCCACCACACAGGAUAUGUAAUUUUAAAUAAAAUAACAUUUAACAUUGCGUUUUCCUAACAGAAGGUCAUCAGAUAUAUUCUUCUACUACACCAUCAUUUUUUUUUACCAUCAUCACAAUUUUAGAGCACAGCGUUCUGUUUUUACAGCUUCUGGAGAAGAAAAUAAUUUUGUUUAUAGCGUCUUUGUACGUAUGUCUCCAAUGUGCACUUUAUAUAUAUAUAUAUAUAUAUAUAUAUAAACAUUCCCAAAACAUUUUCUUAUCACAUCAGUUUUUCUAUUCAUACAUCUGCUGGUCAGUUUGAUCAGAAACAUCAGGUGUCUUGGUUUGUCAUUUUCUAAUCAUACCAGAAGAGGGUGUGAUCCUUACUUUUAUUCACACACACACAAACACACACACCGAAUGUAGCGGCUCAACUGAUCUGCAUUUUGCCCCUGGACCUUCUCUGUGUUUUUGCUUGUACAUGUUUUUGUAUUUCUGCAAAUAUAAGUUGUAAUAUAUAUAUAUAUAUAUAUAUUUUAUAAUUGAUUAUUAGACUGAAAGGGCAAUUAAAGGUUUCUAUUAAGCAUGAUUUUGAUACUCUCAUAAUAAUACUAUUAUAUUAUACAUUUCUAUAAUGUUCUGUCUACAAUAAACCCUAUCUCUUUUUAAUCUAAACGUUGGCAAUUCAAAGGGAACAUGUUAAACUGUGAACAUAUAACUGUACAGGUCUAUCUGCAAUUUUGCAUUUAUUUUAUGACAGAAUAUUCAUACCACUUAAUAAACUUAUUGAUAAUAUUUGCAGAA
Molecule: messenger RNA, 3389 nt
Organism: Cottoperca gobio
Lineage: Eukaryota; Metazoa; Chordata; Actinopteri; Perciformes; Bovichtidae
Gene: klf3
Product: Kruppel like factor 3 (basic)
Exons: 6
Coding region: 335-1399 (354 amino acids)
Biological process (GO): regulation of transcription by RNA polymerase II
Molecular function (GO): DNA-binding transcription factor activity, RNA polymerase II-specific; RNA polymerase II cis-regulatory region sequence-specific DNA binding
Source: RefSeq, a predicted model, not a curated record